AUGGCGGCUGAUCACGCGCUGCCAUUGGCGCCGGCGCCGUCGUCCUCGGCGGCCGUUUCGAUGCACUGCGCCGCUGGCUACUGCGUCGGCUUUUCUUGCGCCCUCGCCGCUCUAGGAGCGCAGGGGCGAGUCGCUGGCGGGUGCGAUCUUGGCGCCGGCCGCCGGGGGUGCCGGUGGUCGCGCGCCAGGGAGCUCGCGCUGCGGGAGAAGGUCGCCGCGCUGGAGCGCCAGGUCGAGGAGCUCCGGCACCGGCGGGCGGAUGACGCGAAGGCCAACGAGAAGGUGGCGGGCAUCUUCGCGUCCCACGAGCAGCGGUGGUUCACCGAGCGCAAGUCCCUGCGGCGGCAGGUGCACGCCGUGGUCGCCGCGGCGCGCGCGCGCGAGGCCAAGCGCGAGGAGGAGGCCGCGGAGCUCCGGCGGCAGCUGGAGGAGCAGCGGGACGCGGCGGCGCUAAAGGACACAGCCCUGGAGCAGGAGAUUCAGAGGCGGGAAGGCGCUGAGGAGCGGCUGCGCGCCGCGGAGCAGGCGGCAGAGGAGCUGCGGGAGCGCGCCGGGAAGGAGGCGGCGGAGCACGCCGCGGAGCUGCGGAAGCACAAGGCGGCGUUCGUGGAGCUCGCGUCCGCGCAGCGGCAGCUGGAGGCGGACCUGGCCCGCGCCGCGCGUCUCGCGGACACGGCUGAGGCAGAGCUCAGGGAGGCCCUGGAGCGCCGCGACGAGGCGGCCUCCGCGGCCGCGGACCUCUCCGCCGAGGCCGCGCGCCUCCGCCGGGACGCGGACCACAAGGACAAGAUCCUCUCCGCAAUGCUGCGCAAGUCCAAGAUCGACAUGGAGGACAGAGAGAUGCUGGUGCGGGAGGUCAAGAUGUGCAAGGCCAGGCGGAAGCAGGCGGAGCUCGAGGCCGAGCGGUGGCGCAAGAUGUGGGAGUCCCGCGGCCACCGCCGGGGAUCCUCCAGGUCGUCGGCUCGGUGCGCGGCCGACCAGCCGCAGCCGGCCGGGUGCUCCGACAAGCUGCUGGCCCCCGACGCCGCGGCGCACGAGACCAGCGACACCAAGAUACUGUUCGUGGACCACGUUGAGGGGGACGGCAAGAAGUACCACCGGCAAGCGACGGCGAAGGAGCUGACCACCAUUGAAUGCGUCGACCGGUAUGCCAGCCACGUCGACGACAAGCCCGCCGUGGAGGAGUACCAGGGCCUGCAGGAGUGGUUCCAGAUGGAGACGGAGAAGUACACGGCCAUGAUCAAGCACCGGCACGCCACGGAGAUCGAGGCGUUCACGGAGCAGCUCCGGCUCAAGGACGAGAAGCUGGAGGCGUUCCGAUGGCGGGCGGUGAGCAUGGACGUCGAGGCGACGCGGCUCCGGUCCCGGAUCCAGGAGCUGGAGGCGCGGCUGGCGCAGCACGAGAAGCACAGCGCCGGGGUGGAGGUCCUGCUCCUGGACAGGGAGAACGAGAACAGGGCACUCAAGGAGCAGCUGAAGACGCUCCAAGCGCAGGCACUCGGGGUGGAAAUCUGCACGGCGGCCGGUGACCAAGAUGACGCCGACGACCGCUGCAUCCCAUGUUCACCUGUGAAGAUCCACAGAACAUUGUGGGCAGAAGCCGAUCGGCUGUCAUCCGGCAGCUGGCGGCAUCAAGAGACCAAACUGGACGGGCCAGCCUCCCCAGAUGAUCACAAGGAGAAGGCGUUUGAUGUGGAAGCAGCAGAGGCGCUUGUCGUUCCAGUUCGGGAUCUCGCGUGCGCCGCGGCGGCGACGUCGACGGAACACGACGCCCCGGCCCGGCAGUCAUUCAGGUCUGAGAUCGAGGAGGAGAAGGAGGUCUACACCGAUCCCGGGAACGCGCAGACGCAGGCCAGCACGAGCAGCUCCCAGGAGGUGACAUCCGAGCUCGCGCUCGUGGCCGUGCCACCUGACCAGAAGACAAACUCUGCUUGGAAGACGGACAUCCACGCCCUGGCUGUGUCGUACAAGAUCAAGCGGCUGAAGCAACAGCUGCUGGUGCUGGAGAAGCUGGCCGCGGAAAGCAGGGAGGAGGCCGCGGCGGCGAAGCCGUCCGGGAGCGAAGCCAGCUGCAGCAGCAACAGCAGGCAGCAUCCGAGGACAAGGUACCAGACGAUGAUGUCCUUCCUGAGCAAGCACGUCAAGCGCUACCAGUCCCUCGACGACAAGAUCGACGACCUCUGCGCAAGGAUGGGGGAGAGCAAGAGGAGCGUGGGGCGGGAGGAGCGGCGGCACGGCGGCGGGGAGCAGAGCGCGGCGCUGGGGCAGUUCCUGGAGGAGACGUUCCAGCUGCAGCGAUUCAUGGUGGCCACGGGGCAGAAGCUGCUGGAGACGCAGUCCAGGAUCGCGCCGGGCCUCAGCCGCGGCGGCGGCGGCGGGGACGGCGUGGACAUGAAGAGGCUGAUGGACGUGGCCGGGGCGCUGCUGAGGGACGUGCAGCGGGGGCUGGAGGUGCGCAUCGCGCGGAUCAUCGGGGACCUCGAGGGCACGCUCACCUUCCACGGCAUCCUCCGCACCUCGCGCUGAUCUCUGUGUUCCAUGACUUGAUCCAUGAUGUGUUAGAAGGGACUUGCUUGGUCUUUUUGAUGAAGGGAGGUUUGCAGUGAACUUUGCUGCAGUACAUGUUGGGGAUCAUGGCUAUUGGAUUUGGUAUGAAUCUAACUUCCACUGAUCAGAGACUC
Molecule: messenger RNA, 2681 nt
Organism: Panicum hallii
Lineage: Eukaryota; Viridiplantae; Streptophyta; Magnoliopsida; Poales; Poaceae
Product: nuclear mitotic apparatus protein 1
Exons: 3
Coding region: 1-2526 (841 amino acids)
Source: RefSeq, a predicted model, not a curated record